Maudiozyma saulgeensis is the source of this 1758-nucleotide messenger RNA. The record is from the annotation of a GenBank genome assembly. NCBI's taxonomy places the organism in Eukaryota, Fungi, Ascomycota, Saccharomycetes, Saccharomycetales, Saccharomycetaceae.
AUGGGUCUUUUAACAAACCUUCAUAGGAAGGUUAUUGCUAUGGGACUAGUUCCUAAAUUUCUAAAACAACUACCAAAGGUAGCGAAACUUUUGAUGCUAAUAAGUUUGAUUAUGAUUGCUAUCAUUCCAAUGGAUGGUCAAUACAGAAGAACAUAUAUCUCAGAGAAUGCAUUAAUGCCAUCUCAAGCAUACAGUUAUUUCAGAGAGUCUGAAUGGAACAUUGUAAGAGGAUACCGUUCUCAAAUCGAAGAAUUUUUUAAGAACAAUGUAACAGCACAAGAAAGAAAUCUAGAAGUUGAGUCAUGGUUACAAGAUUUUGGUAUUAAAACUAGUAUUUAUCACAAUGAAGUACAUCAAGAUACAUUGUAUGGUAUAUUACAUACACCAAGAGGUGAUGGUACCGAAGCCAUAGUACUAUCCAUACCUUGGUAUAAUGGAGAUGGUGAAUUUAAUGUAGGAGGUGCUGCUCUUGGUAUUGGUUUACUAAGAUACUUUUCACGUUGGCCGGUGUGGUCGAAGAACAUAAUUAUUGUUUUUAGUGAGAAUCCAAGAGAUUCUUUGAGAGCGUGGGUUGAAGCCUACCACACCUCGUUAGAUUUGACUGGUGGCUCUAUCGAAGCUGCCAUCAAUAUCGAUUAUGCAAGUAAUAGUGACUUCUUGGAUUACGUUGAGAUAUAUUAUGAUGGUCUAAAUGGUGAACUUCCAAAUUUGGAUCUUUUAAAUGUCGCAAUAAAAAUAACUCAACAUGAAGGUAUGAAAGUAUCAUUAAAUGGUCAACCUAAAGAUACAAUUGAUGAUAAUGGGUAUUUCCCAAGAUUAAGGACAAUGCUACUAGGUAUCAGAGACUCAACAUUCGCAGGUGUCAAGAAAACACACGGGAACGAAGCUUUUAGCGGAUGGAGAAUCCAGGCUGUUACAUUGAAGGCAUGUGGUGAUGAAGGGAAUAUCGAUAUAACUACGUUUGGCCGUGUUCCAGAAGCUAUAUUCAGGGCUGUAAACAACUUACUAGAGAAAUUUCAUCAAUCUUUCUUCUUCUAUUUAAUAUUAGCCCCCAAAAAUUUUGUUUCUAUUAGUAGUUACUUACCAAGUGCCGUCAUCAUAUCGGUCGUCUACGCUACAUUUUCUUUAGAUGCCCUUGUCAACACUCCAUUUGGCUCUCCUAUAUUUUUUAAUAAAGAAAGUUUAGUAUCAUUAGUGAUAUUAUCUAUUACAUUAGUGGCCUCAUAUCUCCUAUCGCAAUUAUUUAUUUAUGCGACAAAACCAGAAUUAUUAAUUGGGUUUAACAUAUUACUGACGUUAAUACCAUUUUUAAUCAAGAAACCUCUAUCUUUCUUCAUAGAACCAUUAACUUACAGAAUUAGAGUUUUCGGCUACUUAUAUAUGAGUUUAGCGUUGACAUCCUUAUUAGUCAUCAAUUUCCCAUUAGCAUUUAUGAUGGGUAUUCUUUCAUUCCCUAUGACCUUGGUUCAAACAGAACAAUCUAAAGUUCUAUCGAACAAGUCAACAGCCCUCAAAAAUAUGUUAUGCAUAACGCUCUCAAAUCCAUUCAUCUCAAUAUUGAUAAUUUCUAACAUCGUUGACUCUGAAUUACAAUAUUUGGAUGUAUUUUACGGUUUGAUUUCGGCAUGGAAGGACCUAAGUUGUUGGACUUGGUUCGUAAUAUGUAUAGGUUGGUUCCCUGCAUGGUUACUAAUCACAAUGUCUACUGUCAGGAGCUCACGUGUAAAUACGGUAAACACCUCCAAAAAGCAACAAUAA